This is a messenger RNA of Macaca mulatta (Rhesus monkey), 1330 nucleotides long. RefSeq names its product transmembrane protein 239 (gene TMEM239). Lineage: Eukaryota; Metazoa; Chordata; Mammalia; Primates; Cercopithecidae. The record is from RefSeq and is a predicted model, not a curated record.
GGGGCUCCUCUGGGAAGGGUGGGGGUAGAUGAGAGUGGGGACUUGGAUUUGCCUGCCAGGCCGUCCUGGGUGCUGCAGGAAGCAACAUGACUUAGGUAACUGCCCAGAGGUCCCAGGCAUCUCCAAGGCCCUGGCCCUCUCCCCAGGUGCACCAGCCGUGAUGCAGCAGCCGCGAGUGGAGACAGAUACCAUCGGGGCUGGCGAGGGGCCACAGCAGGCAGUGCCCUGGUCAGCCUGGGUCACAAGGCAUGGCUGGGUACGCUGGUGGGUGAGCCACGUGCCCCCGAGCUGGAUCCAGUGGUGGAGCACCUCGAACUGGCGGCAACCGCUGCAGCGCCUGCUGUGGGGUCUGGAGGGGAUACUCUACCUGCUGCUGGCACUGAUGCUGUGCCAUGCACUCUUCACCACUGGCUCCUACCUACUGAGCUCCUUGUGGCCCGUCGUGGCCGCCGUGUGGCGCCACCUGCUACCGGCUCUCCUGCUGCUGGUGCUCAGUGCCCUGCCUGCCCUCCUCUUCACGGCCUCCUUCCUGCUGCUCUUCUCCACACUGCUAAGCCUCGUGGGCCUCCUCACCUCCAUGACUCACCCAGGCUACACUCAGGAUUUGGAUCAAUAGAAGGGCAACCCCAUCCCACUGCCUGUGUCUGUUGAGCCCUGGCCUAGGGCCUGAGACCCUGUGGGGAGAGGGAGGGCAAUGGGAUAAGGGCCCCCUGCCUUGGCAGGCCCCAGACCCCCAGUCCCGAACAGGUAGACUGGCCUGACCCCGGACUCCUUCCUCAAGUCAAUGCUGCAGGUUCCUGGUGUGAGGGGCUGGGGCCUUUGAGAAGAGCGGGCAGAACAGAUGGCUUAGCCAUUGGUGGAAAUUGCUUAGCCAGGGGCAGAGCUUGACCAAGCCACUGACAGUGCCCAUAUGGAUGUGAUGAUACCCGUGGGGCCCUCUUGGCAACUGACAGCAUCUUUUUUUCACAGUCACUCAGCUGUCUCAGCUUCAGACUCACUGAAAACUUCUACCUGGGCACCCCUGGCCUUGCCAUUCCUCCCAGCAAUUCCCUUUUUUCAUUUCCAGGAGAACCACAGACUCUAGAGAGGGUCCCAGUGACAAAAAUCUAUCAGGGAGAAGGCUGGCCAGAAGCCAGGAGACCUCAACUCCCUCGCCUCCAAACCUUGCAGCCCAGGCAUCCUCCUCCCUAGACUUCCUACUUCCUGCCUCAGUCCGCAUCCCCAAGUCUGAGAAAUGGGCCAACUGGGGUCAGACAGUACCUACUCACUCUCUAAGAAUCCCAAGGUCUGUUAUGGGAAAAUGAUCAAGAAGUCUCAUUUCACCCACUUA